AUGGAGAAAAUAAAUACGGAGCUGUUGAUAAGUUUAGUGGAAGCGAGACCCGCUUUAUGGGAUAAAACACUUGACACAUAUAAAGACAAAAAUUUAAAGUCGUCAGCAUGGAGAGAGAUAUGUUCUCUGUUAAAGGAGAAUUUCGAAGAUAUGGAACAAAAGGAGAGGCAGGCUUUUGGUAAGCUGAUUUUAAAAAAGUGGACAUACAUUCGAGACUCGUGGAUGAAAGCAUUGAAAAAACAUAAAGACCAAAAAACAAGUGGCACAUCGACCAAACCUUCAAGACUUUAUAUAUAUAAUGAGCAGAUGUCAUUCCUGAAAAAAAUUACAGAUUCAACUGUUUGUCAUGAAAACACUAAUAAUGAAAAUAACACCGAGAUAGAAGACUUGGAUGCAGAAGUUAUUGAAGAGAGUGUUCCACCUGAACAACCGAAUAUGGAAGCAAAUCAGUCUGGUAGUACUCCCAUCAGUACUUCUACUGCACGCAGAAAGAGGAGUAUUAAUGAAGUUGAUGCCAAAAUGAUGCGAUUCAUAGACCAUCAAAUCAACUUAUCCAAGGUUUCAACAGUCAAAGAGGAUGAAAAUCGUCAUCUUACAUUCUUCAAAAGUCUUCUUCCAUCAUUAUCAUCGUUUGAUGAAGAUGAAACUUUGGAAUUUCAGUCGAGUGUGUUAAGUUUAUUGCAAAAUAUGAGAGCAAAGAAGCGAAGGUUGGCCGAUAAUAUUCAAAUGCCAUCGCGUACAAUUGCCACUUAUUACAAUAAUUGGCAAAAUCAUGAUUAUUACAGUCAGCCACAGCCACAAACAAUUUCAAGAGUAACAACACCAAUGACUAGUCCAUAUACUGCCGAACCGUCACCCUCUACACAGUCUGUUGCAAGCCAAGAUUCUAUUUUAGAUCUAGAUAUUUCCAAUUUUUGA
Acanthoscelides obtectus is the source of this 918-nucleotide messenger RNA. The record is from the annotation of a GenBank genome assembly. NCBI's taxonomy places the organism in Eukaryota, Metazoa, Arthropoda, Insecta, Coleoptera, Chrysomelidae.